Messenger RNA from Ananas comosus (pineapple), 768 nucleotides. RefSeq names its product cytochrome b5. Gene Ontology annotation, cellular component: membrane; intracellular membrane-bounded organelle. Gene Ontology annotation, molecular function: heme binding. The transcript has 3 exons. NCBI's taxonomy places the organism in Eukaryota, Viridiplantae, Streptophyta, Magnoliopsida, Poales, Bromeliaceae. The record is from RefSeq and is a predicted model, not a curated record. The coding region runs from base 117 to 512 and encodes 131 amino acids.
CUCACCAACCCCCACCACACCCACGCUUCUCCCUUGUUUUGAUUUUGGGGAUCCAAACCACUCGGAGCGAUAACACACACACAUAACACGCGCACGAGAGAGAGGGAGAGAGAGAGAUGGGGGAGAAGGUGUACACGCUCGAGGAGGUGUCGAAGCACAACACCAACAAGGAUUGUUGGCUCGUCAUCAACGGCAAGGUAUAUGAUGUGACAAAAUUCUUGGAAGAUCACCCUGGCGGGGACGACGUUUUGAUAUCCUCGACUGGGAAGGAUGCAACAGAUGAUUUCGAGGAUGUCGGGCACAGCACAACAGCAAGAGCAAUGAUGGACGAGUACUAUGUUGGGGACAUCGACACGUCGACGAUACCGGCCAAAGUGAAGUACACGCCUCCCAAACAGCCUUACUACAACCAGGACAAGACCUCCGACUUCAUCAUCAAGCUCCUCCAGUUCUUGGUCCCAUUGGCGAUCUUGGGCUUGGCCGUCGCAGUUAGAUUCUACACCAAAGCCUAAUAUCUUUCGGUACAAUGCAUGUUAUAAUAAAUUUAUAUUAUUGUUGGCGAUCUCGUGUAAGCAAACUAGUAAGGGGAUUGUACUCUGUCUGGUUGUGUUUUGAAGUCCAUUGCUUUGUUUUGCGACUGUUUUCUGGAUACAUGGAUUCUAAUUUUCCUCUGCUCCUGAAUUGCCCUUCCAUUUCCGUUAUCGAAACUUUGUAUCUUUUCUUUCGGUCGAGUCUUUGAUUGGAGCAGGAAAAUUUGUUUUCUCUUUU